CUCCGGUGUCUCUUUCUGAUUACUACCUAGGGUAUUUGUAUUUUGCGAUCUCAUCCCCGAGUAGAAAUGCUGAUGGUGGCAUCUUGACACGGCUAAAUAAAACGUGUUGCUCCUGUUCGCAUUCCCAGUCGCCCGUGCCUGCCCCCCUCCAUCCUGCUUGGCGUCUGGCCGUUUUCGUCCUGAUGACCACCACCGUAUCGAUUUGAGCUUCUAUUUUCACAUGAUAUUUCUGAAUAUUUCCAUCCACCCUCUUUCUACCUAUGGACGCAUGUCGAGGGAGGUGAACCAGCAAGGAUAAUUUGAGCCUUUCCGCGGUCCGACAUGGAUGAUAGCCAUAUCCUUGGUGAGGACCUGCCCCUCCCUCCCGCACGGCUAUUCGAGAGGCUCGCGCACCUGCCUGGAUACACUUGGGAUCAAUCAAUCGAACCCUUUCAUUCAACAUAUAACCACUGGCAUGUCUUUGGUCUUCGACAUGCUGCCGACUCCGAUAUUUCCACCCCUGCGGCCACUUCCUCUGGACCAUCGAGCCUGGCCCGCAACUCUCCUCGAACCGAGUCCCGUCCCGCCAUUCGUCAUCACUGGAGGAGCAGCCUAAGUGAAUCGAGUAGCGAGCUAUCGUUGUCCCGAAUCGACCAUGACCCGAUCUGGGUUCCCGUUGUCGCCCGCGUGUCGUCCCACAUUGUCAGAUUGGAGCGCGAGUUUCAUAUGCUGAGGUCGGUUGUGCAAACUUCAGAUCCGGAAUGUAACCAUACCAUAAGGCCAAUAGAUCUUAUCCGACUUCCCUCCGACCCCGGUGAUACUGGUCCACUUUUGGUGGCCAUCUUCGAAUCCCCUGGCCAGAAUAUGUUACGAGAGUUGAUCGCGUUUGGACCAGCGUGGUUUGCUGUUGGCGAUAAGGGUGAGAGCAUUGAGUCCACCCCCGGAGAGCAGGUUUCCCUUCCAUUGUUUCUCGACUUUGCGAUUGGCGCUUGCGACUGUUUGGAGCUUCUUCACUACGGAUUGAAAACGGUCCAUGGUGAAAUCCGCCCGGAUGCGUUUCACUUCAAUCGGGAGUCUGGAUCUGUAAAACUUACCAAUACGGGAAAUGGGGCAAGAUCUUUUGAUAAUGUUCUUAGUGAAGGGUGGGUAUCGAUUUCCCGAGAAUUGGGGGUCAAGAACAAGCUCCAGUUCAUUGCUCCGGAACAGACCGGGAGAAUGCCGACUGAACCAGAUAGCCGAACUGAUAUUUACGCUCUGGGCGUCUUGUUUUGGACAAUGUUAGUAGGGAAGCCCGCCUUUACUGGCUCUGAUCCGGUGGAAGUCGUGCAGAAUGUCUUGGGAAAGAAACUACCUCCUGUUUCAGCCAAGAGGAUGGAUAUCCCUGAUGCCGUGUCGGCCGUGAUCCAAAAAAUGACACACAAGGCAGUCAGUGAACGAUACCACACCAUCUCGUCGGUAAAGAGGGAUCUUGCGCAGGUCUCUCAAUUGCUUGGUGAUGGCGACAGCGAAGCCCUGAAAGACUUCCAGAUUGCCCAACGUGAUGUCUCGUCCUUUUUCACUCUUCCGUCGAAAAUGUUUGGACGGCAAGCAGAGUAUGAUAAAGUGAUCAGUGUUGUGGAAAAGGUUUACAGGCGCCAGCAGUCCGCCUACUCGAAAGCUACCUCGCAACUCUCGACUAGAAUUGGUUCCACGUCCUCGGUAUCCGAUGGACGUGUCGAUAGCUUCGAAAUUGCAUCGGGUUCAAGCGACUCUAGCUCAUUCCACCUAAACCCUAGAGCUAAUACUACCAACAGUGCCUACAAUCUCGGGCGAGUUUCCACCCACGAAUCCCUCCACAGCACUGAGUCAUCUCUCUCCACUCCGAAGCCUACUUCAAACAAAGCAAAGAGCCCCGUAGAUUCGCGAUCGUCAUGGGAUAAUGCCGACCGAGACAGCCACCCUUCUAUGGCAACCAGUGUGCAAAGCCACCCGGAUUCUCUUGCGACAGCCACAAGGAAGGCUGCCCAUAAACUUCGCCGAGCAGGAAGAUGCGAAGUCAUCACCAUCAGUGGCGCUGCUGGGAUCGGAAAGACUGACCUAUUGAACCGAGUUCAGCCAGCAAUCCGUAAAUUGGGGUAUAUCAGCGUUGCGCGGCUGGACCGGGCAAGGAGAAUUCCAUUCGAGCCAUUCGCUAAAAUUCUUGCUGGGCUGCUCCGCCAAAUCUUCUCGGAGCGUGAUGUGACAACAGAUUACCAUAAUACAAUCCGCUGUGCGCUGCGGCCUAUGUGGUCGACACUUCAUAGGGUUCUGGAGCUGCCAGAACACCUCAUGUCACUUGGAACGAACGCGAAACAAAUCUCGCCCAAAUGCUCCGCCGCUCAACACAUUUUGAAAGACAUCACCAAGGGGGAGCCAUCCAAGCGCACUCCGUUUCCCCGUCUUGACCAAGGGCAGAGUUCCGUUGAUUUUUUCCUGACCAAUGCAGCUUCGAAGAACAUGCGCCUGAUGGAAACAUUCCUGGAGAUUUUGAAGACACUUUCCCAAUUCAGAUUGAUCUGUAUCUGCGUUGACGAUCUGCAUUAUGCCGACGACGAGACGCUCGAAUUGAUUAUGAACAUCGUCAGGGCAAAAAUCCCAUGCGCUCUCAUCCUCACAAGCCGAAAAUCGGAACUGGAGUCUGAUGCAAUCAAGUGUCUUUUUGAAAAUGACGAUCCUGCCGUAACCAGAAUCGUGCUCAAGCCAUUAGGGGAGGACGAAGUUAUGGGGAUUGUUGCAGCUGCAAUGCACCAGCCUCCCAACCCGAUGCUCACUGGUCUCGCAGCUGUUAUACAGGAAAAGAGCGUGGGGAAUCCCUUCUACGUGCGUAUGAUGCUCGAUACCUGCUAUAGUAAAAAUUGUAUCUGGUAUUCGUGGAAAAACUCGGUGUGGGAGUUUGAUCUUGACCGGAUAUUUACCGAGUUUGUGGCCCCCAGGUACGGUGAGGGACUGGGGCUUGGUUUUAUUACACGGCGUCUACAGGAAACCCCCGCUGCGGCGCGAUCGAUUCUCGUAUGGGGUGCCUUGCUAGGAAGCCAGUUCUCGUUUUCUUUGGUGCAGAAGCUUCUUACUAGCGAGUUUUUGUAUUCAAGUGAAGACGAUGAAGCGGUUGACCUUACAUGUCCGCAGAAUGUGAGCCUUAUCAGGCAAACGGAGGCAGAUGUCGUUGUCGGACUUCAGAUUCUUGUACAAUCAAACCUUAUCAUCCCGGGCAACUCUGACGAUGAGUUCAAGUUUGGUAAUGAUCGGCUUGCCCAAGCCGCUGCGUCCUUAACCGAAGGACGCAACGUCGAAAAAAUGCAUUUUAUAAUAUCACAGGCUAUGAAGAAGUACUAUCAUGAUGGACGUAGUCGCUAUGCUAUGGCACGGCAUGUGGCUCUUGCGUCUAGAAUUAUUAAAUCUCGUGUUGUUGAGAGACUUGAUUACAGAAAGAUUCUAUGGGACGCAGCACAGACAGCUGCUCAGUCUGGGGCUCGUCCAACCGCACUUUGGUACUUUCGCCAUUGCAUCGAUUUCCUUCAGGAUAACCCUUGGGACGAUAAUGUCAUUGAUGUUUACUACGAUGAGACCCUCCGCCUUCAUAUUGCUGCGGCGGAAAUGAUGUGGUCCCUGGGGAAUAAUUCGGAAGCUCUUGAGCUACUCCAGAAGGUUUUUCAGCACGGGAAAACUGCCGUAUGCAAAUCCAGGGCUUGGACUUUAAAAGCCAAAAUAUAUGCCCAAAUGGGCGAUCACCCCCGUUCAAUGAACUCGCUGCUUACCUGCUUGGAGGAGCUGGGCGUACAUCUUCGGGAUGGUACAACCUACGAAAAGUGCGAUGCUGCUUACCAGAGUCUGAAGACCCACCUUGAGCAAGCGGAUUUGGAUGCCAUGGCCUGUCGACCCAUCAGCAAGGACAUAACCAUGAUAACGAUUGGCGCAGUAAUGGCAGAAGCAAUGGCUGUUACGUUUUGGGACGACAGCUUAACCUUUUAUCGGAUGGCUAUUGACAUGAUGAAUCUUCAUCUAUUCCAGGGCGGUUUCGUUCAAAUUACGAUUGGAUGCUCCCACCUCGCUAUGAUCGCCUUCAGUCGCUUCAGAGAUUUGGAGCUUGCUGAGAGGCUCAGCGAAACUGCUCUGACGCUCCUUGAUCGAUGCCCUGAGCCAUGGACCCUAAGUCGUGGGUCCAUUGUCCACAACUUCUACAUUGGUCAUUUGCGAGCUCCGUUGUCGAUGACUCUACCGGCGCUUGAAACUUCCGUUGAAACUUCAAUUGCAAUGGGGGACCCGUAUAUUACCAUGAUCGCCGUUUCUGCAAUGGCUAUGACUAGGCUCUUCUUGGGCCAUGACAUGGCACAGUUGGAGGUUUUUUGCAACGAAAGCCCGGAGGAUAUUCCUGAUUGGGCAAAUGAUACUCGCGGAGGUGCCAGUCUUGUCGCGGUUCGACAAGUUGCGCGCGCCUUGCAAGGGAAAACCUACUACCGCGAGGACGAUCUCGUUAUGAGCGAUGAACACCACCGAACUGCCGAGUACAUCCAUUUCUUGGAAAAUAAUGCGAGUAAUCCUGAUCGCCCACGCGACAUAUAUCUGGCCCUUUCUCUGAUCCCACUAUUUCUUUAUGGGCAUCAUACAAAAGCUAUCGAAUUGGGUACACUUAUUAUGGAGACUAUCCCGAGACUUUGGUCUGCCCGGGUGUCAUACGUUGUCUAUUUCUACCUAGCUCUUUCACACUUGACCGUCCACAACGACUACCCCGCAAGGAACUAUCUUGGUGGGAAACUGGAUACUAUCUUAAAAUACAAGAGAGAAAUUGACUUUGCACGGAGCGCUUGCGAUGCAAACUAUGGAAUGUGGGCACUGAUGUUGGAGGCGUUAGUAUUUGAGGUUCAAGGCUGUCACACAUCUGCGCUCCAAGCAUUCGAGUCCGCAAUCGACCAUUGCCAAGUCCAUGGAUGGCCGAUGGAAGAAGCCCUUGCUCUUGAGCUUUAUGGGGAAUUUUUGAUCCGUCGCGGGGCAAAGAGGGCAGCGCGUUCUGUGAUGCAGGACGCGAUCGCUGCGUGGGCCGCAAUAAGCGCUGUCGGGAAGUCAUCUCAACUGACUGAGAAACACGAAUGGCUACUGAAAACGGCAACAUCUUGCAGAAGCGUUGAUGUUGGCUGUCAAACAGUUGACUCGCUCCUUGGUAUUAACCAAAACGUUGGACAGGAGCAUAUUGGAGCAGCCCAAAAUAUUGAGGAAGACAGGAAACACCGAUGGAUUGAGCAGAACGGCGUCACGGCCGGGGAACGUUCCCUUGAUAUUUCCGGUGUUGGGCUUGAUAUCAUUGACCUUUCAAGCAUACUCGAGUCUAGUCAAGUAAUGUCCUCUGAGCUUGAGAUUGACAGGCUUCUGACUAAAAUGAUUGAAAUCAUCCUUGAGUCCUGUAAUGGAUCCGAUUUCGCGGUGAUUGCAACCAACUUCGACAACCACUUUACUGUUGCGGCUGUUGGAGAUCUUGAAAAGGGACAAAGGUCCUUCGUCGACGGCCUUGCAUUCCCAGAAAUGGAGGAUAAGAUGGCCCAGCAGAUAACACACUAUGUGAUGCGCAGUCGCGAAGAGGUGCUUGUUCAUAAUGUCCUCGAGGAUGAGCGUUUUUCGAAUGUCAGCGAGGCAUAUCAAGCCCGAAAUCCGCUGAGCCGAUCUGUGAUUGCGUUGCCCAUCAUGCAAGCGGAGAAUCUUCGGGGAGUAAUUCAGGUGGAAGGAAAGCCGAACUCCUUCACUCAACGUAAUCUCGUUGUGCUUCAUUUGCUAUGCAAUCAAAUUGGCAUUUCUCUUUCCAACGCGUUGCUCUUCCGGGAGGUUAACAAAGUUGGCGCCACGAAUGCGUCUAUGGUUGAAUCGCAAAAGCGCGCCCUUGCACAGGCUCGUGAGGCAGAGCAAAAGGCCAAGGUAGCGGAAGCAGAAGCCAAACACAAUGUGAAACUGAAAGAAGAUGCGGCAAAGGCGAAGUCAAUUUUCCUUGCCAAUAUCUCUCAUGAUCUCCGUACACCGAUGAACGGUGUUAUCGGCCUCUCGGAGUUGCUUAAGGGCACAAAGCUUAAUAAAGAGCAGGAUGAAUACGUUGAAUCUAUUCGUGUCUGCGCCGACACACUGCUUACCUUGAUUAAUGAUAUCUUGGACUUCUCCAAGCUUGAGGCAGGGAAGAUGAAGAUCUCGACUGUUCCCUUAAAUAUCAAGGAAACAAUCUCGGAAGUUGUGCGCGCGCUCCGCUAUACACACCGAGACCGUGGGCUGGAAACAAUUGAAGACCUAGAUCGUGUUCCACCAGACCUUGUUGUGCUGGGUGACCCAGUCCGUCUCCAUCAGAUCUUCAUGAACCUUCUCAGCAAUAGCUACAAAUUCACGCCUCAGGGAUCCGUGACCGUGUCCGCUAAGGUGUCUCGGGAAGGCAAAGGCCGUGUCCGUCUUGAAUGUUCAGUAUCUGAUACAGGUAUCGGAAUCCCUGAGGAGCAAAAGCCACGGCUCUUCAGACCUUUCUCGCAGGCAGAUAGCUCGACAGCGAGGUCAUACGGCGGGAGUGGACUUGGACUGAGUAUUUGCAAGGCUAUCAUUGAAGACGUGUUAGGCGGUGCAAUCUGGCUCGACUCAACUCCAGGUGCAGGCACCACAGUCACAUUCCAUUUGUCCUUUAACAAGGUCAAAGACGACCGUGUGAAGGUUUCUUGGGCGAAACAAUUGGAUGACAAGGCUGCUCCACGGCCCACCGCACGGGAUUUGACCAUGAUUCCCCGUGACCAGAUCCGAGUUUGCAUUGCGGAGGACAACCCGAUUAACCAGAAGAUUGCGGUCAAAUUCGUAUCUGCUCUCCAUUUGCAAUGCGAAGCAUAUAGCGAUGGUCAGCAGGCUGUGGAGGCCUUGAGGAUGAGAUCACAGGAGGGAAAUCCAUUCCAUGUUGUUUUGAUGGAUGUACAGAUGCCAACGCUAGAUGGAUACAAUGCCACUCGUGAAAUUCGAAAGGACCCAGACCCCAAUGUCAAUGAGGUUCUUGUUAUCGCCAUGACAGCAAGUGCUAUUGAAGGUGACCGAGAGAAAUGCCUGGAUGCGGGUAUGAACAAUUAUCUCCCCAAGCCGGUUCGAUCAAACGUCUUAAGGGAAAUGCUGGACCAAUAUCUAGCGCCAGUGCCAACGUACACGAGGACGCGUUUGACACUUCGGGAAAGAGGAAGUCUCAGUACUGAUCCGGGCACACCGAACAGCAUUUCCUCGACGCCUUCAACCGGUUCUGGCGGCCAGACCCCCCCAGAGGAAAAUGGACACACUCUCGAGUAAACCAGAUUUGCGUCCCUUUCUCAGCUUCUUUCUCAUGCCUUAUGAUUAUCCAUGAUUCCCCCUCGUCUGCAAAUCGCCACGGGUCUGCUUCAGCGUCCAGUGAGAUAGACAACUUCCUAGGUCUUGGACAAAGAUUUAUUAUAUUUUGGUAUCCAUGAAUGAAUGGUGUUCUACUGAAUAUGAUGUGGCUAUUUUCAGGCUGCGAUAUGACUUUCUUCGCAGACGUGCAAUUUUUGUUUUCUUCUAAUUUCUCUUCUAUUCCUUAGUGACGAUGACGAAAGAUAAUGAUUGAUGAUUUUCCGUGGUGAAGACCGGAAAACAAAACAAUAUUCCUCCUAGACAUUUUCGUUCUCUUGAGUCGCUUGAGUAUGGUUUGAUCAUGCAUCUAUGUAAUGAACCACUGAGCUUUAUCAUCUACUUUUAUUCCCUGGGCUUUGUUUUACGGUCAGCUUUUAGGGGCGUAUACGGGUUCUUUCUCUUAAUUCC
Aspergillus ochraceoroseus IBT 24754 is the source of this 7764-nucleotide messenger RNA. Its product is annotated as putative sensor histidine kinase/response regulator. Gene Ontology annotation, biological process: protein autophosphorylation; phosphorelay signal transduction system. The record is from RefSeq and is a predicted model, not a curated record. Gene Ontology annotation, molecular function: phosphorelay sensor kinase activity; histidine phosphotransfer kinase activity; ATP binding. The coding region runs from base 322 to 7278 and encodes 2318 amino acids. NCBI's taxonomy places the organism in Eukaryota, Fungi, Ascomycota, Eurotiomycetes, Eurotiales, Aspergillaceae. The transcript is spliced from 7 exons.